GUGGUUUCAUUUGAAAGCUGGUGGCAGAGUUUUGAAGAGGAAUUGUAUUUUGCUGGUUCUACAUAACUGAUACUCACACAUGUGUUGUGUCUCCAGUAGUUCUGCAAAGAAGGGACACCCUGGAGGAGAGGAGAGGCUGUGCUGUGGCUGUGGCACCUUGCAGAGUUCUCAGAGGUGAAGCAGGACUGGCCGAGCUGGGCUGGCUCUGAAUCCUGGCUCUCUUCCUGUCUUCCACAGAAUUUCCAAAACUUGUAUGGUUUCAAAAUUGAACAAAAGACUGGAAAUUGAAAUAAUCUUCACAUUUUGUUGAAUGAAGAAGUAACCAUGGAACGAAGGCAAAGAGGAGUCAGUGCUGGACUGCUUUUGCUGCUUUAUCAAAUUUCUCAAGUUGGGCUCCAGAACAUUCCUUCUGUUACCCUUGGGGUACUUGUGCUGAAUAUUUUUCUCUUUCUGAAUCCUUUGAGGCCGCUCUCUGAAGUGUGUCUCAGUGUAAAUGAAGCUGUCCACAAAAAGAACUGGCAGCGUUUGCUGCUUUCUCCUUUCCACCAUGCAGAUGAUUGGCACUUGUAUUAUAACAUGAUUUCCAUGCUCUGGAAGGGCAUAAUGCUGGAAAGAAAGCUGAAGAGUAUAUGGUUUGCCUACAUAAUUGCAGUAUUUUCAGUACUGAUUGGAGUAGUUUACAUGGUGCUGGAAGUCCUGCUUGUGAUAAUUCUGGAUGAUCCUUCCUAUGAAAUGAAUUGUGGCGUAGGUUUUUCAGGAGUCUUGUUUGCUUUGAAAGUUCUGAACAACCAUUACAACCCAGGAAGAGUGAGCAGUGUCUUUGGAUUGCCCAUAUCCAGUAAAUAUGCUUGUUGGGUGGAGCUGCUGGCUAUUCAUUUCAUCUCCCCAGGGACUUCUUUUGCUGGGCAUCUGUCAGGGAUUCUUGUUGGAUUAAUGUACACUAUGGGACCUCUGAAAAAGAUCAUGCGAGCCUGUGCAGCUGGCAUUUCUUUCUUCACUGAGCCUGACAGGCCAAGGGACUACUAUUCAGAGUAUUAUGGCUAUUAUCCAGAUUAUCAAUACAGAGCUCCAAGGAGCUACUUUGAUUAUACAGGUGGGCUCACUGAAGAAGAACAGCUUGAAAGGGCAGUGCUAAACAGUCUUAAUGAAAGAGAUUUUGGUGGAGGAACACACAAUCAUGAGCAGCGACCUUAUGGGUUUUGGUUUCCACCUGAGAACUCAGAAGAGAACAUGAGAAGGCGAAGGCUUCGUAGGUUUGACAGAUGAUGAAGUGGGCAGGUGUUGAUGUAAAGUGCUAUUCAGGCUUACCAAAAUAUUUACAGAUUUAUUUGUAAUCUGUAAUUUACAGAAUAAUUUAUAAUAUUUUCCAUUAUUUUUACUACUUGUUGCAAAACUGCGUAGGAUUUUGUGAGUUCAGACUCAAAGUUGGAACUUGAAUAAAAACAUGUGAGAUAGGAAUGAAUAUGUGAUCUUUGGCCGUCUCCAUCUUAAUGCACCUUAAAUGGAAGAAGACUGAUGGUUUUUCCAAACUGUGUUUUUUUCCUUAAAUUAUUUUGUAUAGCUUUAAGAAUUCCUCGGCUUCUUGACUGCUGAUGUUCUCAGACAACAGGUUUUCUUCAUCCAUUGCAACUGAAAUGUUAUGUUUUCUGUGUAACUUUAAAACUAUGCAAUUUUUCCUCACAAACCUUUCUCAGUUAUCUCUGAUGACCAGUUCAUUUUUUAGGAUUACCAUAUGAAAUGACACUUGAAAAGAUUGGUUUGAUGACAGUAGCUGGGUUAUGUGAAUCUAGGCUUAAGCUCUUGAGCAGACAAAUAGUUGCAGCUAUCCUUCCCCUGCUGUCCUUACCAAGGAAUUUUUCAAUACAAACUUCAGUGUGGCAGUCUUCCUCACACCAUAUUAUCUAGAACUUGGAUGAGAUAAAACUGAAUGGUUACUACUUAUGUUUUCCUAAAGCCUUUCUUAAUAUUUAUGUUUUAAAUCAAAAACUGCUGCUCUUUACAGAGCUGAAAUAAUUUAUUAGGAGUUUUCUGUAAAGGUAGGUGGCUAUGCCAUACAAAGCAUAUAUUUAUUUACUAAUAUUUUUUAAGUGUCUGUUUCCCUUUCUAAGAAGGCUUGGAAAUUUUCUUUUGUAUAUGCUGUUCAUGCAGCUUUAAAAAUUCCACUAUUUCUCAAUAUUUAUCUUGUUUGAAGACCAAUCUCAGAGCUGAGAGUUUGUAGACUUGUGGAGAUCACACCUAAACACAGGCUACCUUGAAUUCUUCAUUUUUGAGAAUUUCCUUACCCAGCCAGAGGAGUUGACAGGAGACCUGAGAGCUCAGUGUCCUACUGGGCACACCCUCCACAUAAGUCUGUCCUCUCUAUGGCACUGCUGCCUCUUAAUGUUAACUGAUGAACCUUCAGGGCUUUGGUUUCCAGUAUCACCAUGAAAAUCACUCCUUGUCCAGGCAUUUUAUCCUCAGAAUGAAAGAACUUGGGGGUGUUCCUGUAAAUCUGUUGCAGAGAGGUGUGAUUGCAGAAGAAUAAUUUGGUUAUUGGCUUUUGACACAGACCUGUUGGAUUCUCCUCAUCAGCACUGAAGGAGUGAGGAUUAGAUAAGCAGUUCAAGGGUUUCACCAACCUGUGUUUUAUGAAGUCUACUUUUCUAUGAGGUUAUUUUUUUAAUAUAAAAAACAGUGCUGUAUAUUUCAUACAGAAAAAUAUCCUGAAAGGAAUUUUUUUACUGUGUUCUUUAAAUAAAUAGUACCUGCCCUUUCUGUUUGUAGCUAAUGUAUGUAAGUGAAGCUCUGGUUUGCUGGGUAAAGCACAAUAUCAGGAUGCAGACUUAGGGCUCAAGGUUUUGGGACACAACAGGCACAACUGCAGUGGGAAUCCAGGUACAGACAGAAUGCUGAUUUCUGGUGUGUUCUUGGGCUUGGUUGAUUUUGUAUAUAUGCAAUAGCCGUAGAAUAAAACAGCAGACACUUUUAUAGAAGGCCAACUUUUUUGUGUUCACUGAAAAUAAGUCUCAAAAAUCUGUAUACUUUUCUCAGCAGGUAAUAAUCAGAUGUAAAUGAGAAGAAUGUAGCAUUGGUUCCUCAGAAAUCCUUUAAUGCUCUGGUCAAAAGUUGCAGUGUAACAUACUGUGUGUGCUAAACUGAUAUUUUUCUUGUUUAAAAGCACAGGAUGUGCUGCUAGUCAGGUAAAAAAAAUACUUAAGGAAAAUCAAAAACCCGAUUAAAAUUUAUAAGCACUUGGUUUUGUAAAGUGAACUUAGACAUACAUGCCAUUAAAUAUUCACAGAAAGUUUCAGUACUAAUAAAUGUUCUGUUGUUUUGACUUUCUUUUGUAUACAGAAUUGAAAUAAAUAUUUUUUUAACGUUUAAA
Molecule: messenger RNA, 3364 nt
Organism: Melospiza melodia melodia
Lineage: Eukaryota; Metazoa; Chordata; Aves; Passeriformes; Passerellidae
Gene: RHBDD1
Product: rhomboid domain containing 1
Exons: 7
Coding region: 325-1266 (313 amino acids)
Biological process (GO): negative regulation of apoptotic process; cellular response to unfolded protein
Cellular component (GO): endoplasmic reticulum; membrane
Molecular function (GO): serine-type endopeptidase activity
Source: RefSeq, a predicted model, not a curated record